CAGUGCUGAGAUUGCAUGUGCAAAAUUUACCAUGCGGGUGUCAGGAAUUUCAAUCUUUGCUUCCAAAACAGACUGGCAGCAUGGGGGCCGACUUAGGGUGUGAGCGGGAUACCACACACUACAUCUACCUCUAGUUUCGAGACUCGAAGGGGGUUUCUUUCAAGCUUCCUUCUGCCGUGACACCACGCCACACUGUCUCACUGGGUGUCUUGGACAAGGAUGCAAGCGGUCCACACACAAAUGUUGGUUCAUUUGGGCAAGUUCUUCUUUGCCGGUGCAGUUUGUGACAAUGCCUGAGGAAAACUGAACAGAGCGCAGGAUUAUGUUGGCUACAACGAUCACGACAGCCCUGAUCUACCUCACCUUGCAAAACAGCGGAGUGUUGGCCCUGGGGACGGCAUGUUGGGAUGAGCGGUUGACAAGAGCAGGGAGAAACAGCAGCUGUGUUGCUCCGCAGCCCUUCCUGAUAUUCGGCCAUGGAAAAGCCAUACAUAGGAUGGACCUGGACGGGAAGAACCACAGAAGGCUUGUUUCCGGGGUGGCCACCUCCAUCCUGCUUGAUGUCCAUUUCAGAGAAGAGACACUUUACUGGGCGGACAAGCACACGGGAAUCAUCUAUAAGUCAUCUGUGAGGGGCGUGCACAGACAGAAACUGUACUCGUCCGACAAACACAUCUCAGGCCUUGCGGUGAACUGGAUGUGGAACGUCAUAUAUUGGACCAGCGGGGACAAGGGCAAAGUCAAGAGAAUCGAUACAAAUGGGAAAAAUGAGAGCACUCUUGUAAGACACUUGACUCAGCCAAGUUCAAUUGUGACUGACCCUGCUGAAAGGUUUCUGUUUUGGUUAUCUGGCGGCAUAACCUCAAGCAUCCAGCGCUCCGAUGUGACAGGACAGAGGAAAACAACACUGAUUAAGAUAUCGCAGCAGCUGAAGGCGCUGUCGAUCGACCACAGAGACAAAAGACUGUUCUGGGUGCAGUUUGGUCUGCAAGGAGAAAGUGCCAUCGCCUCCUCUGACUACAGCGGCAAAGCCCUGCACAUCAUAGAUCAGCCCCUUCAGUUUGAAUCGCUGGGAAUAUCUUUUUUCCACCAGUACAUAUAUUACACUGAUGCUGCAUCUCUCGCAAUAAAAAGAGUCAACAAGUACACAGGUGGAGAGCCAGUGGACGUCAACAUAAAACAGAUGACAAAAGUCCCAGUUGAUAUCAAAGUGGUUCAUGCCGACAACCAGCCAAUGGCGGACUCACCGUCGCCGCCCCAAGGAUGUGACGAAAGGAGCGGCGACUGCGUCAACGCGUGUUCGAGUGGCAUAGAGCAGGGACUUUGUAAGUGCAGUGAAGGAUUUGCGCUCAGCAAGCAAGGCUCUUAUUGUGAAGAUGUGAAUGAAUGCGCCCACUGGAACCACGGCUGCUCUCUUGGUUGUGAGAACAUUCCAGGUUCUUAUUUCUGUACCUGCCCCAAUGGAUAUGCCCUCCUCCCGGACAAAAAGACAUGCAGAGAGAUCAUAACCUGUGAAGGCAAUGCCACUGAGUGUGGUCACGGUUGCCUAGCAACAGACGAGGGUCCUGUGUGUGUUUGUCCAAAGGGGUCUAUAUUGCAGGAAGAUGGCCAGGCCUGUACAGGUUGCUCAUCUGCAGACAGAGGAGGGUGCAGUCAGCUGUGCACACCAAUAGUAGCCACUCGGUGGCAGUGUGCAUGUCUGCCAGGCUACCAGCUCCAUCAAGAUGGCAGGAGGUGCAUUGCCUCAGGACCACCACCAUAUCUGCUUAUUGCCAGUCUGGUGGGCGUGCAAAGAUUAAAUACUGAUGGCACUGAGGGACAAAUCCUUGUGGAGGAGCCCAGAGGAGCAAUCAUAUCCUUGGACUAUGACCCUGUGCACAACAAUAUAUACUUUGCCAGCACGUCCCAGAAGACAAUUGAACGGAUUGAUAUGAACGGUGGGUCCAGACGUCGUCUCGUCUCUGACCAUCUGGGAUCAACCAACGGGCUGACUAUCGACUGGAUCCAUCGCAAGUUGUACUGGACUGUUCCAAGCCAGUCAUCAGUGGUCAGCAGUACCUUGGAUGGACUCAACAGGACAACUCUUUUGCGUGACGGCCUUGACCAACCAACAUCUAUCGCAGUCCAUCCUCGGGAAAAGAAGUUGUUCUGGGCGGAUAUUGGACUACACCCCAAAGUGGAAAGUUCCACUCUCGACGGGACGAACCGCACGGUAAUCGCAAGCACUGACCUUGUGUCACCCAGUGGUCUGACCGUCGACUUCACAGAGGACCGUCUGUUCUGGUGCGACGGGCCGACGGUGGAGACGUCUGCGCUGGACGGUUCCGAUCGACGGAUCCUAUUAGAGAACCAAGUAGGACGGCCCUUUGACCUGGCCGUGUUUGAGGACAGGCUGUGGGUGGUGGACAGGGAAAACCAGCAGCUAACAAGCGUGCACAAGAGGACCGGGAAGGAGCUGCAGCAUCUCCAUGUAAACCUGGUCCAACCUGCAUCCGUUGUGGUGGUGCAUCCGCUUGCUAAACCAGAACAUGCAGACGUUGAGCCGGCAAAUCCAACAGCGCUACCGAACAACACAACUCUCGGUGAUGAGCGCACGACUCACAACCACGUGGAUGUAGAGUCAAGGUCGUUCACCAACAAGAUGGUCUCAGACCAACACGAGUGUCACUCGGCAACAUGUGGUCCCAAUGCCAACUGUCACCUGAAUGCCGGCAGCCCGGCAUGCUCUUGUCUGAAAGGCUUCGCCAGUGAUGGCCACUUUUGUGUGGAUACUGACGAGUGUAAACUGGGAACCCAUGACUGCGACCAAAACGCAGACUGCCUAAACACAGAGGGUGAUUUUCUAUGCAAGUGCCAGGCUGGAUACCAUGGCAACGGGCACAAAUGUCAAGCUCUACAAAUCACACCACCAUCAGUCAUGACAAGUAGCCCUGCCGACGUCAAGCACCAGAAUAGUAACUCUGUGGAGAGUUGCCCUUCCACGCAUGAAUCUUACUGCUUGUACCAGGGAGUCUGCUUCUACUUUCCGGAGAUGGAGACCUAUGCCUGCAACUGCGUGUCAGGCUACAUGGGCGAGCGCUGCCAGUUCAGCGACCUGGAGUGGUGGGAGCUUCAGCAGGCCGAGAAGGAGAAGAGGAGGAAUGUGGUCAUCGCAGUCUGCAUGGUGGUCCUUGUUUGCCUGCUGUCCGUCGCUGCCUGCGUCACCUACUGCUGCAGAUCUCAAGGACUUUUCAGCAAGCAGCCCUCGGUGGACAACGUGAGUGAGACUAGUGUGACGGAGGAGGACGUGUCAGACAGCAUCAAAGACAGCGUGCCUCAGGUCUCCACAGUGGUGGAAAACGACCCAAAAGGAAUCACUCUCACUGCAGCGGGUUGUCCCAGGAGGGCAGUAUGUCCAUCAUGCUCUUCAGAGGCAGGAAACAACCAAUCUGAAGAGAUGGAAACAUGGUGCAAAAACAACCAAGGGUACGAGUGUUCCAUGGUGUCCUCUGUUGUAAGGGAGAUCAAUCAGACCCCCCCACUCCAUCACACUGGUCAGUUGCCGAAUGCAAACACCUGUAUAUCAAUGACGGUGGCGAGUGUUCCACAUACUUCCGGUCCAGAGCCAUCUGCUUCCUGUACAGUUUAAGGCUUGCAUUUCCUGGUUUGUACACUAUGGGGUGAAAACCUUCUGUUGUGUUUCCUAAUAUUCAUUGAGCCGAGGCACAUACUGUAUUUGACAUUACAAAAAUGUAGCAUGGCACACCACCAAAGAUACCAUGACUUAUUCUGUUGUACGAAUGGCAACAGUUUUCGGUUCUUGUCAUUAAUUUGUUCCAAGCGGUCCGACAAAAAACCCAACAUACAAAACCUGAGGCAGUUUUUUUGAUAGGAGAUAAUUCAAAUCCAAUUAAUCCAUUCCAGAUACACAAAAAUACAUUGUAUAUAGAACAAUAAUAGUUUUACAUGCAGAAAACAAUGCAGUAUCAUUAUAAAUGACGAAUGAAUGGAACUUAUAGUUGUUGCGGACUUUCUGAUGAGAUAGAAUUCAACAGUGUUUUUCACUUUCUAUAUCACUUUGCUGGCACUGGCAACUUUCUUUGGCCCAAUGGUGGGUUAGCUAGAAGUCGCACUCAAUAAAAAAUGCACAGUGAGUCAGCAACACAUAGGGUGCUUUGUUUGGGCACUAGUGCAGAGCAAACAGACUUGUUUGUUAAGUGCAAUAUUGUACAAAAACUGAUGCAACAUUUUAACACAAAUGUUUGACGAACACUGAGGUUUGCCAUUUACUGGAAGAGCAUUUCAUUAUUCUAAAUAUCACUGCGACACUGACAUAAACAAAUGAACAAAGAUACAUUACUCUUAGUAAAUAAAUAAUUUUUGUACCAAUUAAUUGAAAUUGCGACACACCUGAUGAUCUCUCACUACCCACUUAUUUGCCACGGCACCAUGGUUGGAAAUCACUGGGUCAGAGUAUUGUGUUUGAGCUGAAUAAACUACUAUAAUCGUAAAUUACCGUCAUAAUAACCAUAAAACAACACAUUCGAACCUGUAAAAACUCCCUGUCGACAGUAACGUGCAAUGUGACAGCAAAGUUUAUUUUUAUACAGUCUUUCUUUAACCAGAGUUCAACAAUGAAUGCCUUCAUAAUGAAAGUGGCCUUGAACUGGAAGACAAACCAGUCAUGGAUGACUCAAUUAGACUGCUUGGUGUGCAAAAGUAAAAGCAAUUAACUUGUGUCUUUGUAUUUAUCGGGAUAACCCAACCACAUUCCAGUAUUUGUACUCAUCAUAGGAAUGUACUAUUUUUGCAAUUCUUGGCCAGUUCUGAUACCAAUAUAUUUGAUACCGCCAGUAAUUAUAAUCAUAUUGGACAAUAAAGCUUUUGCAUCAUGAACCCGACAAUAAUAAAAGCCUGACAAAUUGGUGCAUUCCUAAUUUAAAGUGCACACAACUCUGACUGUACAAUGUUUUUAGCAGCUAUAACACCCAACUGUGAAAUUAAACAUCAAUAAAAUUAUAAUCACAAAAUGUGCUGUUAUUGACUUGGCGAGAGUUGCCAGGAAAGACACUUGUUAUCCAUCCAUCCAUUUUCUAUACCGCUUCAUCCUCAUUAGGGUCGCGGGGGCAUGCUGGAGCCUAUCCCAGCUGAUUUCGGGCGACAGGCGGGGUACACCCUGGACUGGUCGCCAGCCAAUCGCAGGGCACAUAUAGACAAACAACCAUUCACACCUAUGGACAAUUUAGAGUCGCCAAUUAACCUCAUCCUUUUGGGAAUGUGGGAGGAAGCCGGAGUGCCCGGAGAAACCCACGCGCACACGGGGAGAACAUGCAAACUCCACACAGAAAUGCCCAGGGGAGAAUCGAACCCAGGUCUUCCCGAUCUCCAGGCUGUUCCUGUAUUGGCCAACGUGCCAACCACUAGACCACCGUGCACCCUACACUUGUUAUCUUAAAAGCUUAUUUACUGUAGGUGGUGUGGAUUUGACUGGAGUCCUGAGUUGUCCCUGAAUGCGUCAUCUUUCGAAAACUGAAUGCCUUCAACUAGUCAGACUUUGGGGACAGCCUUUUUCGCACAAAGCAAGCCCCAAAAAUAUGGCGCUAUAUUAGGGCCAAAAGUUUUGUACAUGGAAAAAAUACAAUUACAACCUGAAAAUUCAAGUUUUUAUGUUGAAUUCUGAAAAUUACAUCAGCGUCUUCAAAAUCUAAAUAAGUAAUCCUUUAAUCAGUGAGUAAUCCCUAACGCAGCUCCAUAUAUAAACAGCAUGCUUGGAUGAAUUUGAAAUUCUGUUACACACUACUCACAAAAAAAGCCCCUUUUCCACCAAAAGUUCAAUAACUUUUAGUUCCUGGUAACUAUAGUUCCUGGAACUAAAAGGUCCAUGUGGCCCUGUGUAGUUGGCAUUUCCACCACUUCAGGGCAGUUUAUUCAAAUCCGGCCAUUCAGGGAGAGUGGUAUAUUUUUACACUGAUGCAAUAUAAAAAUUAUUUUAAAAAUAAGAUUUUUUUAAUAAAGCGUCAGUUAAUAAAUUACAAAAGUAAAAAUGUACAAAACACAAAGAAGCAUACCGGUCUGGGCUUUACAAAAAGUCAGUGAAGGGUUAGGGUUUUCUUGGCAAGUGUCUUCGCCCAGUGUCCAACACAGUCAGAAAGACGUCCUCUGAGCAAAUGUGACCUCAUACGGCUCUGACAAGUCCUGAUGGUCCAUUUCAUCUGUAAAUAAUACAUAAAGAAUAAGUAACCGUGUUGAGCCACAGCACAGACACAUCCAACUGUAGCUUUAGCGGUAGCCUGUUAGCAUCAGG
Molecule: messenger RNA, 6283 nt
Organism: Dunckerocampus dactyliophorus (ringed pipefish)
Lineage: Eukaryota; Metazoa; Chordata; Actinopteri; Syngnathiformes; Syngnathidae
Gene: egf
Product: epidermal growth factor
Exons: 22
Coding region: 323-3628 (1101 amino acids)
Molecular function (GO): calcium ion binding
Source: RefSeq, a predicted model, not a curated record